Molecule: messenger RNA, 891 nt
Organism: Habropoda laboriosa
Lineage: Eukaryota; Metazoa; Arthropoda; Insecta; Hymenoptera; Apidae
Product: phospholipid scramblase 1
Exons: 7
Coding region: 74-883 (269 amino acids)
Biological process (GO): plasma membrane phospholipid scrambling
Cellular component (GO): plasma membrane
Molecular function (GO): phospholipid scramblase activity
Source: RefSeq, a predicted model, not a curated record
AAGUGUCAUUCUCUUAUCUUCCAGACAGCACUAUCCACGACCUCGACGCUCCCAAGCGUUCAACAAGAGAAACAUGACUUCUCCGUAUGCUGUACCACCGUCGCCAUUUCCGACAAUGCAACCUAUUGCAACUGCACCACCACCUAGUGCAUUUCCGAUGCCGCAACCUGGAAUGCCACAACCCGGAAUACCAAUGGUACAGCAAGGUGGCUGGUUACCGCCGAAUACGACUUGUCCACCCGGCUUGGAAUACCUUAUGGCCCUUGAUCAUCUAUUUGUACAACAAAAAAUCGAAUUAAUCGAAGCCUUCACCGGAUGGGAGUCUAAAAACAAAUAUACCGUAAUGAGUAUCAGAGGAGAGACAAUAUAUUAUGUGGCAGAACAAUCAGGAAUAUGCGCACGUUUGUGUAUGGGCUCGUACCGUAGUUGUGAAUUUCACGUGUUCGACAGUAACCGAAGAGAAAUCCUGCGUAUGGUUCGACCAUGCAGGUGUGCAAGUUGCUGUUGCCCUUGCUGUUUGCAGAAAUUAGAAGUAUAUUCUGGUGAUACGUUGCUUGGUACAGUAUCACAAAGUUGGAGUCUUUGGAGACCCUGGUUUUCCAUUGAGGAUGCGACCGGAGAAACUGUUUUAGUUAUAAAAGGACCCUGGUUCCGAUUUUGCGUAGACGUAACAUUUAAAAUAAAGUCUGCAGAUGGAACACAUAGGAUUGGUGAAAUUAAAAAAGAAUGGAGUGGAAUGGGUAGAGAAAUAUUCACGGACUCCGACAAUUUCGGUAUGAACUUCCCUCUGGAUCUAGAUGUUAAGAUUAAGGCUGUUUUACUUGGAGCCUGUCUUCUAAUUGACUUCAUGUAUUUCGAACAAAAAGGGAAGAGUAAUUUAUAGAAUUUGUA